Molecule: messenger RNA, 6892 nt
Organism: Petromyzon marinus (sea lamprey)
Lineage: Eukaryota; Metazoa; Chordata; Hyperoartia; Petromyzontiformes; Petromyzontidae
Gene: ARFIP1
Product: ARF interacting protein 1
Biological process (GO): intracellular protein transport; regulation of Arp2/3 complex-mediated actin nucleation
Cellular component (GO): trans-Golgi network membrane
Molecular function (GO): protein domain specific binding; phospholipid binding
Source: RefSeq, a predicted model, not a curated record
CGAGCUGGAGCUGCGCGGGCCGACGAAGCGCGUAAGACGCGCGUACGUCCGCGGCCCCCGCGUACGCGCUGCGGCCUAGCAGGCCCUGGCCGAAGCGGCGCUUUCGGCCUGGGAGGCGACGCCGGGGACAGAGGCGCCGCUCUAGGCGGGCAGUUCAGGAGAGGCCGUGGCUUGCGGGCGGGCUAGGCCGCGCGGUGCUGGGUUUGCCCGGAUGGGCCGCGAGGGCGGCGCUUCGCCGUGUGCGCUCCGAGACGUUGAACGUGGCGCUCGCACAUCUGGUCUAGGCGUGCGCUGCUCGGGCAAGCGUGCGGUGGUGACUACGUAUUGGCAUUUGUGGUCUCCGGGAGAGAGGUGUUGGAUUGGCCGGAAGCCCCAUCAAAAACAUUAUUUUUUGCUGAAUAAGACUGGGCACCUGGUGAAGACACUGAGAACAGAAAGCCACCAUGUCGGAGGGGAUGAUAAGCCAAGCUGCCACCACGGAGAUCCCCAUCUCCAGCAACGGAGAACCCCGUCAACCACCCGAGGAUGAUCGCUUCGAGCAGGGUGCAGCGCACAUCACAGAACGAGGCGACGAUGGCGAGACACAAAAGUCAUGGCUCGGCACCGAUAAGACUGUUAGUGUCCUGGAGUAUGAUUGUCAAUACGACCUGCGGCAGAUGAUGGCGUCCGGGCCGAAUCUGAACGAGACGAGCGUCGUGUCGGGAGGCUACGGGGGCAGCCUGGAGGGGGUGCUGCAGACGGGCGGCGUGAAAGGCACCGCACUCAACACUCCUGCGGUUAAAGGAGCAACCGUGGUUAUCCCCAGCCAAUCGGCAGCAAGUAGGCUGGCCAAUCAAAUGGCUGAAGGCAGCUUGCCACAGCCCUCGGGUAAAGGCGCCCCGGGCCUCCGCACUUCCCCGAGCAGUAGCUCCAUGUCCAUGGAGGAGCCGGCCAAGGGCGUGGCCUUGGAGAAGCUGGACAUUGUGCGCAAGUGGAGCGUCAACACGUACAAGUGCACCAAGCAAGUGCUGUCGGAGCGAUUUGGGCGCGGCUCGCGCACCGUCGACCUGCAGCUGGAGGCUCAGAUCGAGGUGCUGCGGGACACCAAGCGCAAGUACGAGAGCGUCCUGCGGCUGGCACGUGAGCUCACGCGCCACUUCUACCAAGUGGUGCAGACGCAGCGCUCGCUCGGCGACGCUUUCGCCGACCUCGGCCAGAAGUCGCCGGAGCUGCAGGAGGAGUUUGGGUACAACGCGGAAACGCAGCGGCUGCUGUGUAAAAACGGCGAGACACUUCUGGGAGCCGUAAACUUCUUUGUGUCGAGUGUGAACACUCUGGUCAACAAGACGAUGGAGGACACCCUGUUGACUAUUAAGAUGUACGAGAACGCCAGAGUGGAGUACGACGCUUACCGGACGGACCUGGAGGAGCUGAGCUUGGGCCCCCGCGACUCGGCCGUUGUCGUCAAGAUCGACGCGGCGCAGCAGCAUUUCUCGGCGCACAAGGAGAAGUAUGAGCGCCUGCGCGGCGACGUCGCCAUCAAGCUCAAGUUCCUCGAGGAGAACAAGGUCAAAGUGAUGCACAAGCAGCUCCUGCUGUUCCACAACGCCAUCUCGGCGUACUUUGCGGGGAACCAGCAGCAGCUGGAGCAGACGCUGAAACAGUUCAACAUUCAGCUGAAGACCCCUGGCUCGGACAAGCCGUCUUGGCUGGAGGAGCAGUGAACGCGAGACUCCGCGGUCCUGCGACGCACUCACAAAGACAAAGACACACACGCUCUCUCCUAGACACACGACAAUCACGCACAUAAACAUGCCCCCACGCUAACGUUUUUCGUGCACAGGUACAUAGAUUGAAACGUCCACAUCUGCGCUUAACAGCUCCAACCCCCGCCGGGUCAGACAUUGCCUUUCUGAUGGGAAAGGCAUUGAGCGCGAAGUCACAUGCACCUCUGUGCACGCACUUGGAGUUUCACGCGUGCCUACACCUCCGUGCACGCACACAUGGCCAUGCAAAUCGCAGACAGAACCCGCGUAAGCAUUUUUCUGACCCGUGUACGAGUGUUAAGGAUAGAGUAAAAAAUGGUAAAUGCAAAUGAACACGUAAAACACACACACAAGGGAAAAUGCAAUGUCUCUGUACUUGGCUAGAUGGCAAUAAUAAAGGAAUCUUUACGUCCGUUUAAAGCAGCCGGUGUUGCUUCACGACUGUUAGGGUCUACAGAGUCGACACGAAAAAGAGGGAAUCUGCGUUUCCGUGCUCUUGCAGGCCACACGUCUCUGGUAGCCGUGGCACGAACGUGGAGACGGUGACCCCCUGUAGCACUGCAGUGUAAACAAUUUCCGAAGCCCACUCGGUACGACCCAGACAGUUUUAUUUUCACUUUCAUAUUGACCAUGGCGCCGAUGCAUACCAAAUUUGUACUUAAAAUUAGUUACGGGCGAUGGUUUUGACACUCCGUCUCUGAUUGUUUUCUGGUUUGUGCAGUAAAAGUGCAUCUAUGAUGGUAAUUAUUUUACUCUGGAUAAAAAAAAAACAGAACAUAGAAAAGUAUAUUUAUUGAAUGACUGAUGGGCCGAGUACCAUGAAGUUGAUGACUUGCCCCGUUGACCGUGGAGUUGGCUGUUGUCACAAGGUGGGGACAGCCCUGGCCUGCUCGUAGUCACAACGAGCCUGCCGCUCACACUGGUCGGUGCGAAAAGGUUGCGUGCAGCCACUCGUGACACAAAUGAUCACAUUUAAUCUUAGCAUUUUUGCAGAUACAUUUAAUUCAAAUUCAUAUUCCGACUGAUGCGCCUUUUGUGAAAGGUGUUCGACUUCAGAAGGCAUUCCUGAUUGUGUGUGCUUUAGCUUUUGUGGUUAUCUUGGCGCUAUAUAAACAACUCUGUGUGUUUAUUUGCAAAGACGAUUGUACGUGUUAAGAACUCAACCAUGUAAAUGAAUGAAAUUGGUCCAUAUUCCAUGAGUCAAAAAACUUGAUCAAAUAAGGAAAAAAACUAUGCUUGUGGCAAUAAUUGCUUUGGCUAAGUGGAGUAAUUUUGGUGUAAAUUGGGAGUGGUAACCAGGUGGUGGGUUUGGUGAUACAUGUAAUAUUGGGUUUUGGGUGUUAACUGCUCUGGGCAUGAGUGUGAUGUGUGUUGUACAUUCGAAAUGCGUGGGCAUCUGUUGGCCUCUUGUGUUCCACUGCUGGUCAAUGAAAAGGAAGUCCAUUCCAAGUCCAGUGCUUUUUGUUCAUAGGGGAUUACCACUGGUUUUGAUUCCGGCAGUCCAUUUCACCUUUGUAGCUACGUAUAGUAUGCAGUAAUGAAAUUUUAUUUUUUUUGUUUAAGAUUUGCAACUAAAGUUUAAAGGAAUAUGCAACCUCAAAAUAUAUUUCUUGUAGUACUUAGCCUGUGUGUCCCAAGCUGGGCAACAUAAGUUUGAAACUUUGUCAAUGGUUAGAGACCCCAAAGUUAUAGUUGGGUGCAUCAUUAUGGCACUUCAGUGACAUCACUGUGACAUCACACUCAUACGUUUUAGUACCACAUCAGUGGAGUGACGUCACUUUAUUACGAUGGUGGCACAUUUAUCUAUAAUUGGAACUCUUUGUUUUCUCAAGGUUUCAAACUUUGUGUCGGGCAGAUGCAUCUUAGGCGUGUACCUAAGACAAUAGGUAUGUGUUUUGGGUUGCAUAUUCGAUGAACAUGAAUGCCCCUUGUAUGCAUUUCUCAACAUGGAAACGGUUUAAGUCAUGCUGUGCUGUAAGAACUGGAAUCGGUUCUUGCUCUACAUCGUGUUUUUUUCAGGCACUUUGUUCUCAAUAUUGUAGGGCCGAGCGAGAUCACCGAUCGCUCUCUGCUCUGCCACAUAUCAGCCAUUGUCCAGACCGGUAUUCUUCACUAAUUUUCGGAGGGGGGCCACUUUCGCCGAUAAGACAACAUGAGUGUGAGGGCCGCCUCGCCGCCUGCAAAGGGGUGUUUUCACAUUUGUGUUUUGUUGGGGGCCGCACCUAAGGCCACCUUGCAAUGAAGAACACUGGUCCAGACCCAAUGUUAGGCAGGAGCAGCAGUUGCCAGUCGCCCUGCGGUGUAUGUAUGUCGAAGUUCUUUCGCACUGUACGUAGCCAACCGUGCUAUUCGGAGGUGCUUCAUGCGGAGCAUUGCAUAUUAUAUUACAUAUUGCGUCUCGGUGUGUUACGCCUUAGGACAGUGAUGUGCAAGGCCACGUGAUUGCGGUGAUUUGUGUUUUGGUCACUGGCUAACAUUGAGGCUUACCGACUCAUCCCUGAAAAUUUGGCCAUAAAUGAUGUUUCAACGCCGUGGGCAAAAAACGUGGGGCUAAGUGCUACUAUCCAUCGCUUGUUUUUUUUAUUGUACACUAGAAAUGGUACAUUUUAAAUAGGCUCAUUCCACAAACAUUUUGGCCCACAUUUUGCACGUGUUGAUUACUGCCAGAAUUAUAUUUUUUUUCAUUCCCGUGUGUAUUCAAGGUGGAUGUUUUUUUAGCUUGAGUAUACUAUGAGAGCACGUGCUGGGAAAAAGCAAACAUCUUAAGUUCUUGAAUUCUCAGAAAGGAACGGGAUUGCAUUGCUCUGUUCAGUUACUCACAGUUGCAUUCAUUUCCAGCAAACCACCCAAGGAGAAACGUCAACUCCAGACUUUGAUUUCGAGUGACCUCUUUUUCUGCCAAGCUUAUGCUUGUCGGGCUUUGAGCAGACUGCUUUCCCCAAAUGCUUUAUUGACAAUAUAACUGUAUUUGGCAUUAGUCUGUGUUGGGUACCUUGGUUCAUUAACCACACGGGGCCUGUCCUCUUGCUGCCCAUGCGUUGAGCAUGGAGUAGUUGUCUUUUUUGUGAUGAGUGAACAGGGACCUACUGCACCCGUGGGUUUGAUUCACUUGCUGUGUUGGUCAUGGGCUGGGACUGUUCAGUGAAAAUCUACACAACUGCUAAACGGCACUAAAUGCGUCUCCCUCCCACUUUCAUAGAGGUCUAAAUAAACUCUAUCUUUCCAUUGAAAUAAAGCGACCUCUAGCAUUGCAUUUUUUAUUGCACUAAACACGGAUCCUAUCUGUGACUUGCAGAGUAGUGUUUUUAAUAUAAAAUGUAAUAUUGUGGAUGCUGUGGGGAUCUAAUAGAUGCAUGUGCAGUGUGUGACCAUGGACAUGUCGAUGGGACUAUAUCUUAAGGGUUCUGUAGAAUUUCACCGGCUCGAGGUUCCCAUAACAAACAAAACAUUUGAAAACCACCUUUACCGCAGAGCAUUUAAUUGACAAGCGUGGAAGAGUUGACCAAAUGCCCUCGAGCGGGCGUGGUUUAGAGCUCGCAAUUGGAGGCCCUUCUGCCAGCAGUGGCGUGGUCAAGAAAUUGUGGGGCCUGCACCUUUACCUAUUUGUAUUCACAAUGCAUUCUGUACGGCUCAAUGCGGCUGCUGGUGCUGCUGCCAGCCAUAGUUUAAAUAAAACAAACAAAAACAACCUCUUGCCGGUUUCUCUAGGUGCUGUAAUUCACCCAGAAGUUCGCAAACGUAGCAGUUGUCAAGUCCGAACAUUUAGUGUGUCCCCUCCCGCACUUGCACGGACGCACCUUCCUUGCGUGCGCCGUGGUGGUGACUUCUCGACCAGCGCGUCUGUGACAAUGACGGUCGCCCCCUCAUUAUGUAUAGUGUGCAAUGCGGUCGCUACGCGUGCUCUGUAAAUGCGCUCGGUUGAGCCUUCAAUUCGAUUUUAUCCUCUGUUCAUUUUCCUGGGUUUAAUUAUUUUUUAUAUAUAUUAUAGACAGGUAUAUAUAUAUAAAUAUCUAUAUAAAGCUGUAAUGUGUAUUGUGAUAAGAGCAGGGCUUAAUUUUUUCAUGGAAUAUUUUCCGGGGUCCGGAAAUAUUUUCUGGAGCUCAGCCCUGGACAGCUCCGGUUAAAAUUAAGCCCUGAUAUGGAGGACUCUCGACAUUGGUGAUGUCGGAACCCCCCCCACACCACGUGUGUGUAUGUGCGGCCGUGUGAGUCGAACGCUGAUGUCUCAUCAUUAACCUUAACCCUCAUAAGAUUUCCCGGUACCGACAUCCAUAUACGCACACGAACUAUAACACACCGUUUUUUCUGUUUGUGGGGGGUUUUUUUCCUGUUCGAAUUAACGAUACGGUAUAUUAAGAAACGGAAGGAUACCGCAAUAGAUCCAAAUGUAGGCACAUCGAUGUAAGUAACAUGCUAUACACAUACGUCCGAGCAGCUGGGACCCCAUUCAACAAUGGGACGUCUGCAUGGCUUAGAAUAAGUAUGGAUAAUCUGGAGUGGGGGAAUGAAUCAAAUGCGUUUCUGUAACAUUGCGCCGGGCAUCGUGGAGUCGCGUACACCUUCGCUAUCCGAGCGGCUGAUUGUAACAUCUUCGAAUCGCAUUUGGUGUCUCAAUAGAUGCCGUGGUCGAGACAGUUCGUCUGGCGUUUGAUUUCCCGGUUGAGAACGAAGAGCGUUUAAUGAAAUUGAUAAUUGUUAAUAUAAUGAUGAUUAUCAUGAUGAUAAUUCCGUUAUUCGCGUUUUUGGAGUACGGUGUGUAUGGGGAUUUUUUUGUUAGAAUAUAGAGAAAUGUUACACUGAUCCGUCUGUAUUGUAAGAAUAAUGAAAAGAAAGAUUAAAAUAAAACCUCUAUAGGUUUUCUUGGUGUCUGCUGCUUUGCAGCUUACAAGUCGGCGACUCGACAGAUCUGUUAUUUACGGAGCGGAUGAGAGAGGGCAUGUGUGUGUGUGGUCCGAACGGACACCGUGAGUACGCUUCAUUGAUGAGCGCCUCCAUGUGUAAAUACUACACGUGCCCGCGGAUGGGUGUGUGGGAAAUGGGGUGGGGGGCGGUUUACGUGGUGCUUGUGAUUGGAGGAGUGCGGCUGCUUUCCGUAAUUUCUUGUAACGAUUCUUAAAACGUGUGUGAAUAAAAACAAGUGAAAAUCG